Messenger RNA from Phoenix dactylifera (date palm), 669 nucleotides. The record is from RefSeq and is a predicted model, not a curated record. NCBI's taxonomy places the organism in Eukaryota, Viridiplantae, Streptophyta, Magnoliopsida, Arecales, Arecaceae.
AUGCUUGGACUGCCGCCGGCUUCCUCUGGGCUCGUAUACCAAUUUAACUCCAUAAGCAGCUUCAAAGGAAAUGCCUUUUUCUCCUCCCCCAGCACCUCCACCUCCCUUCCACCACCGUCCACCUCCUCGGCGUACGCCGAGCCCGAACGUAGGCAGCUGGUGUCCGACGCCUUCUCGAAAAUGUCCUCCUCGGGUGUGCUCUCUUGCUCUACGAGCCGACUCCUUGUGAGCUUAUCGUCGGUGCCGCCGCUAGUGUCCUCGCAGGAGUCAGAGCCGAAGGUGGAGCAGGAGGCAGACUCGAUGAAGGAGACGCGGUUGAAGGACAAUAGAACGAAGCAGGAGGGGCAGACGUCGCCGACGAUGACACCCUGCGAGUGGGCGAGGGUCACCACCUCGACAAUCUGCCGGAAGACGUCGAGGCUCCCGAUGAGGUCCACCGGCCGCCCCAGCCAGUCCGCCCACUCCCUCAGGCUCACCUCCCCACGCUCCUAUUCCUCCUCCGCCACCAUAGAUGCCACCGCCGCGCCGGCCAGCCAAAAGCUCCCAUCCUCGGUGCAGGACAGAAAGCGGCCCAUCUCCUCCUCCUCUCCCUCUUCCAUCGACUUGCCUUCCCAGCCGGCCGCUGCUGCCACCGCCGUCGGGCCCAAGCUAUCGCUUGAGGCAACGUAG